GAAGAAUUACCCCAUUCUCCGCUUAGCAUUCUUCUUUUUACUCUCUUUCCUUCUGUGUAUAUCUUUUAUAUAGUUCUUUUUCUUUUUUUUUUUUCAUGCCAUCUUUAUUACCAUGUUUAUUAUCAAUAUUAUUCAUAUUCACAUUAAUAGCUCAGGCAGUACGAUUUGAUCUUACAGCAUCUCAAGCCGAUCGCCCGGAACCUCGUCAGCGCUGUUUAUCUCAGUUUGUCGCCAAAGAUACUCAAGUUUAUAUCACAGUUAACGUGGGCAAUGGAUACAAUCAACGAGUCGAUCUCAAAGUAUCCCAAGAUGGCGAUGUACCCAAUGUCUAUACAAGAAAACGAGAUUUACAACAAAGUUUUGCCAAUGCAUUCAACACCAUUUCAGAAGGACAAGUGAAGGUAUGCUUUACAAAUACUCUAGACGAAGGUUUUCAGGAGGCAUCACAAUACAAACGAUGGAUUGACUUGGAUAUGAAUAUUGGUGCAGAAGCUAUCGAUUAUACAAUUCUAGCAAAGACGGAACAAUUGGGUCCACUUGAAUUAGAACUACGUAAAUUGGAAAAGGUUGUUCAGGAAAUCGUAGAUGAAAUGAAUUAUCUGAAAUCCCGUGAAGUAUUUAUGCGUGAUACCAAUGGUAAGAUGAAACAAAAAAAAGAAAUUGAUACCUAUUUAAAUAUUGAUCUUCGUUAUUAUUAACAUUAUCAUUUUUUUUUAUCUAUACAUAGAAUCAACCAAUGAACGGGUCAAAUGGUUUAGUUUAUUAUCUCUUUUUACACUGAUUAGUUUAGGUUGUUGGCAAACAUUAUAUUUACGUCAUUACUUCCGUCGAAAGCGAUUGAUUGAUUAGAUUACUUGUUUUUUUUUUAACCUAUUGUAUACAAAUAAAACAUACCAUUUUUUGAUCUAUU
Molecule: messenger RNA, 910 nt
Organism: Halteromyces radiatus
Lineage: Eukaryota; Fungi; Mucoromycota; Mucoromycetes; Mucorales; Cunninghamellaceae
Product: emp24/gp25L/p24 family/GOLD-domain-containing protein
Exons: 3
Coding region: 96-698 (200 amino acids)
Biological process (GO): endoplasmic reticulum to Golgi vesicle-mediated transport; Golgi organization; intracellular protein transport
Cellular component (GO): COPII-coated ER to Golgi transport vesicle; Golgi apparatus; endoplasmic reticulum-Golgi intermediate compartment
Source: RefSeq, a predicted model, not a curated record